This is a messenger RNA of Phaedon cochleariae (mustard beetle), 1999 nucleotides long. NCBI's taxonomy places the organism in Eukaryota, Metazoa, Arthropoda, Insecta, Coleoptera, Chrysomelidae. The record is from the annotation of a GenBank genome assembly.
CUAGGUUAUGUCCAGGAUUCGAUCAUGGGCAAAAAAUAAAAUUUACAUAAUUCGUGUUGAUUCAACACGUGCGAACUUACGGAACCUCGUUGCUUGUUUAUUAGGGAUAUGGAUAUCCAAAAUAAUGAGUCAACUAAGUGGCAAAAUAGAAGAAUUGGUAGAGGAAAAAGAGAGGCCGGUUUGACUCACGAAUGUGGCGUUUAUGGGGCCAUAGGAAACGUGAAUUGGCCCUGCAAUUCUGAAAUUGCUCAAUUCAUAUGCAUCGGCCUUGAAGCUCUACAACAUCGUGGCCAAGAAUCAACAGGAGUAGCAGUCAGUGAAGGCCAUAAUGAUUUUCACGUGCACAAAGGCAUGGGCCUGGUUAAACACGUGUUCAACACUGAUAAUAUCGCCAAGUUGAAGGGCAACUUGGGAAUAGGUCAUACAAGGUACUCAACUAGCAGCAGAUCAGAAGUGGUCAACUGUCAGCCUUUUGUGGUUCACUCCAGCCAUGGGGCUCUAGCAGUAGCUCACAAUGGUGAACUUGUUAAUGCAUCUGAAUUGAGAAAACAGGUACUGGACCGCGGCGUAGGCCUAUCCACGCACUCAGACAGCGAGCUCAUCACGCAGGCGCUGUGCCUGAUUCCCCCCGACGGGGAAGUGAACGGACCGGACUGGCCCGCGCGCAUCCGCCAUCUGAUGCAACUGGCCCCUCUGAGCUAUUCGCUCUGUAUAAUGCUCAAGGAUCGCAUCUAUGCCGUCAGGGAUCCCUACGGGAACAGGCCCUUGUGUUUAGGGAAAAUACUGCCGCUCGAUCAUGAAAUAAUAAACGGUUAUGGAAACGAUGAAGGCUUCGCUCCAGAAGGAUGGGUCGUAUCCUCAGAGUCUUGCGCCUUCCUAUCAGUCACCAGAUAUCUACGAGAAGUCUUACCAGGCGAAAUAGUAGAAAUGACCAGAACAGGUGUCAAAACGGUUGAUAUCGUCCCGCCACCUGUCGACAAAUCCCUGGCUUUUUGCAUAUUUGAAUACGUUUACUUCGCUAGGCCAAAUAGUAUGUUCGAGGGCCAAGAGGUUUAUACGGUAAGGGUGCAUUGUGGCAUGCAGCUAGCGAUGGAACACCCUGUAGAAGCCGAUAUGGUGGGCUCUGUGCCUGAAUCUGGGAAUGCGGCUGCCUUUGGGUACUCCAGACAGUCGAAUAUCCCACUUGGAGAACUCCUGACAAAAAAUUCAUAUGUUGGAAGGACAUUCAUUCAACCAAAUAAUAGGUUGAGACAGCUCAAUGUUGCUUUGAAAUUUUGUGCUAUUCAGACAAACGUCAGAGGCAAACGAGUCAUUCUCAUAGACGAUUCCAUAGUCAGAGGUAACACGGUAGGGCCUAUAAUCAAAUUAUUGCGAAAAGCUGGGGCCAAAGAGGUCCAUAUAAGGGUAGCUAGCCCCCCACUGAAAUAUCCCUGCUAUAUGGGGAUCAACAUCCCCACCAGAGAUGAACUAAUCAUGAACAAACUUUCUAGUACUAAGGAGUUUGCCCAAAAAGUUGAUGCUGACAGUAUUGAAUACCUCAGCGUAGGAGGUUUAGUAAAAGCUGUACGAAAGGAGAUUAAGCCUCCAACGAAGACAGUGGGGCAUUGUACAGCUUGUCUGACUGGAGAAUAUCCAGGAGGUCUUCCUGAAGAGUUGAGUUGGUAAAAAAAUGGGAUAGUUUCGCGUUAUAUCUUCUAGUAAAACAAUAAGAAUCUCAAAACAUGAUUGUUUGCAGGGUAGAAUCAGUAUUUUUUUUAUAGAUUUUAAGUGAAAGCAAUAAUUUUGCAGGGAAAAAUUAUGGAUUUCAACUUGAAUAUUUGUUAAUAUGUUGUUUUUAGAUAUUUUCAUGGAAAUAUUUGUUUUCCAAGUAUUAACCGAAGAAACUUCUAAACAAAUUCGAAAUUGUUUUGUUAGAAUAAUUUACAUUUAUAUGUAUUAUCUUGAAGAUGUAAAACAAAAUAAAAUGAACCUAGUUCAAAUAAAAUCAUUGGUUUCAGUG